AGGGAGGGAUGAGCACUGAUGCUGCUGCCUCUGUUUGCUCCAGUCUGCACAUCAGCAGCGGAUCUUCUCUCAGACUCAGGCCAGGCAGAGGCAGAGCGUCCGCCCGGGGAGAGAGAUCACACCGCAUAGCGUAACUCCCGGAUGAAGCUCAGUUACAUUCACGGUCCUUUUUAAAUUGAUGUCUCUUCUUAUACCGCCUUUUUACACGGGACGGUGCUCUUGUACCCGCGUAUCAUCCCCGGCUUGGUUUUUGAGGUUUGUCUCGACGACACGGAAAGGACCACACUCCCCCCAUCGUUAGCUCGCUAAGCUAGCUAGCCCGCUAACCUAGCUGUGAUACUUUGUACCAUAUCGGCGUCAGUUUUCUGCCUCGUAGCUAGCCUGCGGUGUCGUGCGCCACAGCGGUGGAUUGAGGUGCCCUGUCACUGUAGGAACAUGAUCUAGUGACGAGCUAAGGAGGAAGUGGGAUCUCUGACGCUCCGCCCCUUCUGCUGGUGGAGCACCCUGCACAUCUGACUAGAGACCUCUUUAGUCACUUGGACAGGAUGCGGAGGUUUGCCUACUGUAAGGUGGUUUUGGCCACCUCUCUGGUGUGGGUGAUGCUGGACAUGUUCAUUUUGCUCUACUUCAGUGAGUGCAACAAGUGUGACGACAAAAAAGAGAGAGGACUGCCCGGGAGACAAGAUGCCCUGAUCAGGACGCGGGACGGGCCCGGCGAAGGGGGAAAGCCUGUGGUGAUCCCUAAGGAGAACCAGGACAAGAUGAAGGAGAUGUUUAAGAUCAACCAGUUCAACCUCAUGGCGUCUGAGAUGAUUGCUCUCAAUCGGUCACUGCCUGAUGUCCGCCUGGAAGGGUGCAAAAACAAGUUAUAUCCCGAUAAUCUUCCUCGUACCAGUGUGGUGAUUGUAUUUCACAACGAGGCGUGGAGCACACUGCUGCGAACCGUCCACUCCGUCAUCGACCGCUCUCCACACACACUGCUGGAGGAGAUUGUCCUGGUGGACGAUGCCAGCGAGAGAGAUUUCCUAAAGCGGCCGUUGGAGCAGUAUGUCAAAAGGCUUGAAAUCCCUGUCAGAGUGGUGAGAAUGGAGCAGCGGUCUGGACUUAUUCGUGCUCGCCUCAAGGGAGCGUCCAUCUCCACUGGCCAGGUCAUCACCUUUCUGGAUGCUCAUUGUGAAUGCACAACAGGGUGGCUAGAGCCUCUGCUUGCCCGCAUCAAGCAAGACAAGAGAACGGUAGUGUGCCCCAUCAUCGACGUGAUCAGCGAUGAUACUUUUGAGUACAUGGCAGGAUCCGACAUGACUUACGGGGGCUUCAACUGGAAGCUCAAUUUCCGCUGGUACCCUGUACCCCAGAGAGAGAUGGACCGCCGCAAAGGAGACCGCACGCUACCUGUCAGGACUCCCACCAUGGCAGGCGGCUUGUUCUCCAUAGACAGAGAUUAUUUUCAGGAGAUCGGCACAUAUGACGCAGGCAUGGACAUCUGGGGUGGAGAAAACCUGGAAAUCUCUUUUAGAAUAUGGCAGUGCGGUGGGACUCUAGAGAUUGUCACAUGCUCUCAUGUGGGCCACGUGUUCAGAAAGGCAACACCCUACACUUUUCCUGGAGGAACGGGACAGAUCAUCAACAAAAACAACCGACGACUGGCAGAAGUCUGGAUGGAUGAAUUUAAAAACUUCUUCUACAUCAUAUCUCCUGGUGUGACCAAAGUGGACUACGGUGACAUCACAUCUCGCACGGCUCUAAGACAAAAGCUUCAUUGUAAACCCUUCAGUUGGUACUUGGAGAACGUCUACCCUGACUCUCAGAUCCCCCGACACUAUUACUCCCUGGGAGAGAUCCGUAAUGUGGAAACCAACCAGUGCCUGGACAACAUGGCCCGCAAGGAGAAUGAGAAAGUUGGCAUUUUCAACUGCCACGGCAUGGGAGGCAACCAGGUUUUUUCUUACACGGCCAAUAAGGAGAUCAGGACAGACGACUUGUGUCUAGACGUGUCCAAGCUAAACGGACCCGUCAUGAUGCUCAAGUGCCAUCACCUCAAAGGCAAUCAGCUCUGGGAGUACGACCCUGUGAAGCUGACCCUGAUCCACGUCAACAGUAACCAGUGUCUGGACAAGGCCAGCGAGGAGGACAGCCAGGUGCCCAGCGUCAAAGACUGCUCACACACACGUUCCCAACAGUGGCUACUCCGCAACGUCACAUUACCAGAGGUCUUCUGACCACACUCUGCACACUCCCAAACACACAUACUCACACACACAGUGACCCAGAGUAAGCAAUCUGGGUAACAGACGUGUUUAUUAAAUUUGGGCACAAGGAAAGGAGAGACUUCCCAAGAGGGGAUUCGGGAAGAGAGGAGGAUGGAUUGGACGGUACUACCUCUGCCAGAGAUAAGAGGGAGGAGUGUGUUUGACCUUCCUCACAGUGACAGAAGAGGAAAGACUCCCUCUAAGACACGAUGGCUGUGGUUUUACGUUGUUUUAAAGAGAUUUUAACUGCAGAGAGUGACUCACUCACUGGGCGCAAAUUUUGAGACUGGCCAGUGGAGUCAAGGUUUGCACUCGACAAAACGGUCCACCCCUCAACUCAUCAGUUAACGUUUACUCACUGCCUUUUAUGAGAGUGUGUGCACUUACGUGUGUGUGUGUGUGUGUGUGUGUGUGUGUGUGUGUGUGUGUGUGUGUGUGUGUGUGUUGUUGUGUGUGUGUUGGGGGGUUUUGUGUGUGUGUGUGUGUGUGUGUGUGUGUGUGUGUGUGUGGUCUGAGAUGAAUGUAUGCUUUGGAAGGGGGCUGAAUUCUUUGUUUUCUUUUUUUUUAUUUAAUUU
Molecule: messenger RNA, 2824 nt
Organism: Etheostoma spectabile (orangethroat darter)
Lineage: Eukaryota; Metazoa; Chordata; Actinopteri; Perciformes; Percidae
Gene: galnt1
Product: UDP-N-acetyl-alpha-D-galactosamine:polypeptide N-acetylgalactosaminyltransferase 1
Exons: 14
Coding region: 546-2219 (557 amino acids)
Biological process (GO): protein O-linked glycosylation
Cellular component (GO): Golgi apparatus
Molecular function (GO): polypeptide N-acetylgalactosaminyltransferase activity
Source: RefSeq, a predicted model, not a curated record